UUUAUUUUGCAAAAUUUUAAUUCUAAUUUUCAAUUAAAAAUGUCAACACAAACAUCAAAAACUUCUCAAAAUUCAUCAACAAAUUUAGCAGAAACAACAAAUUCAGAAGAAAUUGAUUUGGUAGAAAAAUCGUUACGGGCAAAUGGAUGUUGGGAGACUCAUUUAACUUUGUCUGAAUGUGUGGCUGAUAAAAGGGAUUGGAGAGCGUGUCAAUCAGAAGUUAAAUUAUUGCAGGAUUGUAUGAAGAAGGCGAAUGAGAAGAGGAAUUUAAAGAAAUAA
Molecule: messenger RNA, 279 nt
Organism: Meloidogyne enterolobii
Lineage: Eukaryota; Metazoa; Nematoda; Chromadorea; Rhabditida; Meloidogynidae
Source: the annotation of a GenBank genome assembly